Mercurialis annua (annual mercury) is the source of this 1223-nucleotide messenger RNA. RefSeq names its product elongator complex protein 6. Bases 205 to 1005 code for a protein of 266 amino acids. Gene Ontology annotation, biological process: tRNA wobble uridine modification. NCBI's taxonomy places the organism in Eukaryota, Viridiplantae, Streptophyta, Magnoliopsida, Malpighiales, Euphorbiaceae. The transcript is spliced from 6 exons. Gene Ontology annotation, cellular component: elongator holoenzyme complex. The record is from RefSeq and is a predicted model, not a curated record.
AACUAAAUUUUUUCAAAAAACUCAUAUGUUCUUCUCCAAGCUGGAUUGCAGAUGCUUCUGCCGCAGCCCCUUCUUCAUUUCGAAAACCUAAUUCCUAAAUAAAAGACAGAAAGGGAGAGAGCGCGCGAGCUGCUGCCGAACUAACACCAUCACUGCCGAAGCCAACGCUUGUUAGUUAUUGUAUAAAUUAAUUUGUGAAAAACAAUGGAUAGUAGAAACUUGAAUCUUUUAGAUGAGGCGUUAGGGUUAAAUAAUCAAGCAAAGGAAGCUUCAAAUUCGUGGCCUUUGAGAGGGAAAGUGAUUCUAAUUGAAGAUUGCGUGGAGACAAGUGGAUCAUUUGUACUUCACCAUUUAAUUAAGCGAAUUUUGUCUCCUAAUUACAAUUCUUCCAAUGUCAUCAUCUUCAUUGGAUUGUCUAAUCCUUUCUCUCACUACGACCGUGUUCUGCGUAAGCUGGGUUGCAAUUUAGCUGCACAAAAGGAUGGUGGCAAAUUCUUCUUUUUUGAUAUGUUUAAGCUGCAAAGUUCAGAUGGAAAUGAAGGAAAAAAUGGCGAAACAGGAUUUAUAUCAUUGUUUGGAAAAAUACAAAAACUUUUAUGUGCUCUACCUGAAAACUACAAGAAUCAAGUCACAAUCAUGAUAGAUGAUGUGUCUCUUAUGGAGGUGGCUGCUUAUGGCUCUUCAGAUCAUGCCAUAGACUUCCUGCAUUACUGCCACACUCUAACAUCAGAUUUUGGUUGUUCAUUAGUAACACUCAACCAUAAGGAUAUAUAUUCUGCCAUGGAGAGCCCAUCAUUUCUUUUACAGAUGGAAUAUUUUGCAGAUGUUUUGGUCAAGGCUGAACCUUUGGCUACUGGUUUGGCAGCUGAUGUGCAUGGGCAGUUGACAGUUUUAAACAUGGGAAUAUACAGUAGUAAAGGGAACUCAAAGAACAAAACAAGCAAUUUCCAAUUCAUGGUCAAGGAAAAUAGUGUUGAAUAUUUCUAUCCUGGGAGUCGAACUUGAUAAUUAUUUUUGGAUUUAUAAUCCGAAAGAAAUAGAUUAGGAAAACCGACACUACGAUUUUGUGUUUCGGAAUUGUUGUCUUCUCUAACACUUGGCUUCAGAUCUACUAAGAUGGCAAGCGGUUGUACGCAAUUUUAUGAAUCCUGUAUUUGUUUAAUUUUGGGAAUUCACGAGUGAUUUUCAUCCUAUAGCUAAACAGGCUUUAAUGUGUACUAAAA